GAGUCAUAGGAGUGAGCCACGCCGGGGCUGUGGGAAUAAGAUGGCGGGGAAGAAGAAUGUUCUGUCGUCUCUGGCAGUUUAUGCGGAAGAUUCAGAGCCCGAGUCUGACGGCGAGACUGGAGUUGAGACGGCGGGCAGCGCGGCUGAGGAGAAAGGCGGGUUGGUAUCUGAAGCCUAUGGAGAGGAUGAUUUUUCUCGCCUCGGGGGUGAUGAAGAUGGUUAUGAAGAAGAGGAGGAUGAGAACAGCAAACAGUCGGAAGAUGACGAUUCAGAGACUGAAAAACCUGAGGCUGAUGACCCAAAGGAUAACCCAGAAGUAGAAAAGCGAGAUCCCCAGGAAUUAGUUGCCUCCUUUUCUGAAAGAGUCCGGAACAUGUCACCUGAUGAAAUCAAGAUCCCGCCAGAGCCCCCCGGCAGGUGCUCAAAUCACUUACAGGACAAGAUCCAGAAGCUUUAUGAGCGGAAGAUAAAGGAGGGAAUGGAUAUGAACUAUAUUAUCCAACGGAAGAAGGAAUUUCGGAAUCCCAGCAUCUAUGAGAAGCUCAUCCAGUUCUGUGCCAUCGAUGAGCUUGGCACCAACUACCCAAAGGAUAUGUUUGACCCCCAUGGCUGGUCUGAAGACUCCUACUAUGAGGCAUUAGCCAAAGCUCAGAAGAUUGAAAUGGACAAAUUGGAAAAGGCCAAAAAGGAGCGAACCAAAAUUGAAUUUGUGACGGGCACCAAGAAAGGCACCACGACCAACGCCACGGCCACCACCACCACCACGGCCAGCACAGCUGUUGCAGAUGCCCAGAAAAGAAAGAGCAAGUGGGACUCGGCCAUCCCGGUGACGACGAUAGCCCAGCCCACCAUCCUUACCACCACCGCCACCCUGCCCGCUGUCGUCACGGUCACCACCAGCGCCAGUGGCUCCAAGACCACCGUCAUCUCUGCCGUGGGCACCAUCGUGAAGAAGGCCAAGCAGUGACCUGAGGGACCGGCUUGGGGUGGCUUGGACAUUCUCCUCUCCGUCUCAGGAGGAGCCACUUGGACUUGACAAGACUGCAGGCCGGAGACUGGGCCCUGCUCCCCCGACGCCACCCGGAGAGGAGCCUCCGUGUGGCCUUCCAGCUGGAAGAGACGUUGCUGCAGCAGAGCUGGGCGCUGUGGACAGUGUCCGCCACCCUGUGGGGUCUGCUGCCCUAUUAAAAGUGCUGAACCCUUACA
This is a messenger RNA of Hippopotamus amphibius kiboko, 1206 nucleotides long. It is a transcript of the gene SAP30BP, whose product is annotated as SAP30 binding protein. Gene Ontology annotation, cellular component: nucleus. Lineage: Eukaryota; Metazoa; Chordata; Mammalia; Artiodactyla; Hippopotamidae. The coding region runs from base 41 to 967 and encodes 308 amino acids. The record is from RefSeq and is a predicted model, not a curated record. Gene Ontology annotation, biological process: regulation of DNA-templated transcription. The transcript is spliced from 11 exons.